GUGUGAGACAUCCACCGCUGGCUUUCAUUUUUGAGGUGACCUUAACUUGCAACGUUCGUUUAGUCAUUAAAAAUUGUUUGCAUGCAACAAACAUAAGAACACAUAAUGGAUGAACCUCAAAUAACCGAUUACAAUGUAAACAAUUGUCAAAUGGUUGGGCAUUGUACCGUCUAUCACUUUUUAACAGUUACUGUAGAACAGAGUGUUAUAAAAUUUCUACACAGGCGCGAUUAUACGAGGAAAAAAAUUCUGCCAAUAUUCAGCAUAUUAUUAGCAACGAUGAUAUGGUACCAACUACCUCGUCAGUCACGGGCUAAGAAGGAUUGGGACUUAACGACUAUGGACCCCAAUGUUACGCUAGGUUGGGGCCCGAAGGAAGUAUAUCCAUUCAGCAUCGACUACGCCUUGAAGCAGUGUAAAAUCGUGCCGAUGAUCAUAGAUAAAUCACCGAAGCAUUUACUAGAGGUUUUGUAUGAGGAUGAAACCAUUGUAGACUUAGGGGUCUAUCUGCGACCAGAAGAUAUGCUAUUUGAGCCCAAAAUGAUUACAUGGCCUGACGGAGGAGAAUAUUACUACACCUUAAUUAUUGCAGAUGCUGAUUUCCCUGCUCGGGUUGACUACUCCGAUAGCCAGUGUUUACUAUUUAUGGUCGUGAACGCUCAUAAUGGAACGUGGAGAGAAGAAGAUGUGAUUGUGCCAUACAUAGGACCCGAGCCAGAUUUGGAUUCAGAACUGCUCGAAUACAUGAGUACUUAUUUUAUAUUCCAAGAAACUAAUUGCUGAAGGGAAAAUUAAUAUUUAUGUGUUGCCCUCUACGAAUCGAAAUGCAAAAGGUGGAUGUACCUGUACCGUUGACUGUAUCUACUGUACGUGAGAAGAGGAAAGCUCCUCCAAUUUCACCGAUUGCCGAAAAAAUCCGUAAGGUGGAUGUACCUGUACCGUUGACUGUAUCUACUGUAAGUAAGAAGAGGAAAGCUCCCCCAAUUUCACCGAUUGCCGAAAAAAUCCAUAAGGUGGAUGUACCUGUACCGUUGACUGUAUCUACUGUAUGUGAGAAGAGGAAAGCUCCUCCAAUUUCACCGAUUCCUGAAAAAAUCCAUAAGGUGGAUGUACCUGUACCGUUGACUGUAAGUCCAGUGGAUACAAGACAGACCCUUAAAUUUAUUUUAUUCAAUUCUAGUUCUGUCAAAUGCACGGGACAAUUUUCAUUACCCCUAUUAUGCGAUGCGUGUAAUAAACUAAUGGAAAAUAGUAGAAACUGCCAGAGAAUAGUUAUAAUAAACAAAACGUCGGAUAAUGUGAUACAUGCAAUUAAUCUUUUUACUCUUAGAAGGUUAUCUGCGUUCAUUAAAGGAAAAAGAAAAUUUUUACAGACUUGCUCAAUAACUAUCGAUGAGUUGACCCCUAACAGCCAAUGUUUAUCAUUCUUGGAAUUCUUUUUGAAAUAUUUUAGAAAAUAUCUAAUUUAUCGUAGGGGAAAUAAAAAUCUGCAUGUAUAUUGGGACAUUAAUAAGUGGUCCAGUGUGGUCAGUUAUUUCGACAAUCUGCUGACAAGCAAGGAAAAAUUGGAAUGCUUGAGGAAAUGGAUGUAAUUAAUUAUAUCAAAAAAUCAUGUGUAAUAAGAAAUUUAGAAAUGUAUUUAACAUUUUUAUAAUAUUAAUAAAGUUAAUAUGCCAGUUUA
Molecule: messenger RNA, 1681 nt
Organism: Bemisia tabaci
Lineage: Eukaryota; Metazoa; Arthropoda; Insecta; Hemiptera; Aleyrodidae
Source: RefSeq, a predicted model, not a curated record